Messenger RNA from Aspergillus tanneri, 309 nucleotides. Its product is annotated as DUF2406 domain-containing protein. The record is from RefSeq and is a predicted model, not a curated record. NCBI's taxonomy places the organism in Eukaryota, Fungi, Ascomycota, Eurotiomycetes, Eurotiales, Aspergillaceae. The transcript is spliced from 3 exons. Bases 1 to 309 code for a protein of 102 amino acids.
AUGGGUUCCUCUCGUGCCUCCAGUGAUCAUACCGGAUCCAUCGGAUCCCAUGAAGUAUACAAAAAGACCUCUCUUUCCAGCAAGGCCGAUCCGAACCAGGCUUUGAAUGAGGCGCAACCAAUGGCCAAUGUCGGGGGAUCGGAGAUGUUUUCCUUGCGAUCGAUUCAGCACCGCGAUGCCGAGGGUAAAGUGAUCACUGACCCUGACAAGUCAAAUCCAACUCGGAAUCGACUCGAGCGCCCUUUAGACACGAUCCGAUCGUUUGAGGCUGCCAUUGAUCGACGACGUAGGGAAAAUGCCAUGCCAUAA